Molecule: messenger RNA, 2927 nt
Organism: Danio aesculapii
Lineage: Eukaryota; Metazoa; Chordata; Actinopteri; Cypriniformes; Danionidae
Gene: cast
Product: calpastatin
Exons: 30
Coding region: 65-2584 (839 amino acids)
Cellular component (GO): cytoplasm
Molecular function (GO): calcium-dependent cysteine-type endopeptidase inhibitor activity
Source: RefSeq, a predicted model, not a curated record
GUAGCUCAGACAGCAGACGGAGCAGAGCCACAGAGACGGCGUCGCACACUCAGCAGCAGUAAACAUGGGCCAGAUCUUCAGCUGGAUCCGCGGCACACGCGAUCAACCGGCCCUGCAGGACAUCGCAGUAGAGCAACAGGUCUCGCUUACUGGAUAUUAUCCUAUUGAGUCUCAGCAGGUCACACCCACCACAACAUCUCAGGUCUCCACAGUGAAACCUGCACAAUAUGAGAAAGGAGCUACGCAAUCGUCUACAGCAGCUGCGACUCUCAAACCUGGCGCUGGAGAUCCUGCAACCACCCAGAAAGGAUCUUCUCAAGUCAAACCUCAGGCCACAGACUCUAAAUCAGCACCUGCAUCUUCUGCUAAAGUCCCAGCUGUGAGCUCUGGGACUGGAGUUGCUGGUACAACAGGUGGAGCAGGAGUAAAACCAGCAGAUCCUGUGAAAGAUACGCCUCAGAGCACUACCACUUCUUCAUCCAAACCGGGACCUGCCAAGGUGGAUCCGGCUGCUGGGAAGCCCUCAGGCCCAGUUGGUGCCCAAAAACAGACAAGUGCUCAAAAGGUGCAGGUUGAAGUGGGUCCUUCAGCAGCAAAAGUCAGUACAGAUGUUGACGAUCCAUUUGAUGCCCUGUCUGGCACAUUACCAUCAUCACAACCUUUGGCUCCCAAAGUCCACUACACUGGACCUGAGAUCAAAGAGCCCAAAUUGACAUCAGAGAAGGGCGUUUUGUGUGGUGAGCGAGAUGACACGCUGCCGCCCGGAUACAGAAAAGAAGACCUGGAAAAGAAGCAUGGAGUUCCUGAGAAGCCUAAAGAAGUUCCCAAGCCCAUAAGCACAAAUGAUGCACUGGAAUCCCUCUCCUCUACGUUUGUGUCUCCAGCUCAAGCUGCUCCUAAGAAGACAGACGUGAAAACUGAAACGAUAGGAGCAGUGGAUGUUAAAUCGGCGGGCACCACUAACUUUUCUCCCCCUCCACCAUCUCAGCAGAAACAACCGGGGACAUAUCAAGCUGCUGCUGUAACCAAAUCACCCGCUCCACCGGCAGACAAGAAAGCCAAAAUGGAGACUCAUGCACAACCAGCCAAACCAAAGACAGAGUCGGACAGCUCCAUAUCGCUGGAUGCUCUCGAUGCUUUGAGCGACACACUCGGGGCUCCUGAACCACCCAAAAAAUUACCAGAACUCAAACCUGGGCAAAUAGUUGAGGAGAAGGAUGUGACGUCAAAAAAAGGGGUUCGUGUUGGAGAAAGAGAUGACACACUUCCACCACAAUACCGAUUCAAAGAGGAAGAUCUCAAGAAACAUCCUCCACCAGCGAAAGAGCCUUCACUGAACACAGAUGAUGCGAUGGACAUACUUUCAGGAGAUUUCACGACCCCUACACCUGCACCUGUUGUUAAAGCCCCUGUUCCUUCUGCACAGGACACAAAGAAGCCUGCUGCAGUUCCUGAGAAGACCAAAGAUGUUCCCAAGCCUAGAGUUGAUGCUCUGUCAAGUGAUUUCGUGGCUCCGGCACAUUCUGCUCCUAAGGUUUCUUCGGCUGCUCCUAAAACCAUCCCUCCAGGCCCACCACAAACCCCAGAUGAGGAUCCUUUUAGUGCUUUGGGCGACACUCUUUCUGCCCCAGAACCACCAAAAAAACAACCUGACCUGAAACCUAAGGACAUCGUACAUGAGAUGGAUGUGACGUCAAAGAAAGGCGUUCGUGUUGGAGAAAGAGAUGACACACUCCCACCACAAUACAGAUUCAAAGAGGAAAAUCUCAUGAAAUAUCCUCCUCCUCCUCAGAAAGAUCCUUCCUUAGAUGCUACUGAAGCUCUGGAUAUCCUGUCUGGUGAUUUUACAACUCCUUCCGCACCAUCUGCUGUUUGCCCUGCCUCUAAAUCCCCUGCCAAGUCUUCAGAUUCAGCUUUAGAUGCUCUUGCUGGUGAUUUUGUCGCUUCUUCUGCGUCUACAGUUCAUUCUGCUGUCUCUGGCCCCCCACGCUCUGACAGACUGUUGUCAGAAGGAACCUCGUCAGCUCUGGAUGCCCUUUCAGGCACUCUGGCAGACAUUAAAGCAGCCCCUGAACCCACCCCUGUCCCACCUAAAACUGUUGUUAAGGAGAAGACAGUCAUAGAAGAGAGAAUAAGUAAACCGGGUGAGAGAGACGACUCUCUUCCACCAGAUCAUCGGUUCACUGCAGAGGAGCGCAAGGCAUUUGAAGAAGCAAAGAAGAAAGAUGUCAAACCAAAACAGCCAUCAAUGGAUGCUUCAGCAGCUCUGGACUUGUUGUCUAGUGAUUUUUCAGAUGUACCGACUGUAAAGCCAACUGUAUCUGAUGCCAAAAGCUUCACCCCUGCACCAACACCACCAACCUUUAAGGCAACCGGUCAGGUUUUGGACAAACUGGCAGACAACGUGCUUUCCAACCUGACUGACCCCAAAGCCAAAGACAGCAAAGCAAAGGGAAAGGGGGCGAAACCAAAGUCUAAACCAAAGAAACAGGCAGUAGAAGAUUCUUCAGCCACAGAUCUGCUGUCCAGUAAACCGAGCUCAGAUGUGGUGCCUUCAGCUUCCACAAAUGCUGGAAAAAGAUAAACUGCACGAUUAUGAUGUGUCAUCCCUAACACAAGAAACCAUUAAAGGGAGCUGCUCGGACAAGAAAAAUAUUUUAUGAUGGACAUGGAAUGAAACAAAACAAUUAUAUAUAUAUAGAACUGCACAGAGACACUUACACACAUUUUUAGAGCCCCCUCCUCUUUUUCUCCUAAAGCAAAGCAGAAAUUAUCACGAUCUUUAUUCUCUUCAUGGCUGAUAGAACAUGUAUAUACAGAAUAGUGUUUACAUCGAGUGCAUGUAUGGUUCUAUUUCUGGUCAUUACUUUGGUGUGGCGUUGUGAUAUAAUUUUUUUCAAUGGUAAAAAAUACUAUGCCAUAUAUAU